This is a messenger RNA of Rotaria sp. Silwood1, 330 nucleotides long. NCBI's taxonomy places the organism in Eukaryota, Metazoa, Rotifera, Eurotatoria, Philodinida, Philodinidae. The record is from the annotation of a GenBank genome assembly.
AUGUUUUUGCAGAAGACACUUACAACCUAUGAAGAUUGGCCUAAAGCAAUGGUAACAAAACAAACGUAUAGCGAAUGUGCAUUCAUUCUUCGUGGCACAGAUAGAGGAAGACCAGCAUGGCAUUGUAUUCUUGUUCCUGCUAGCCAAAUUGCUGAUCUAAAUGCUCAUCCACAAAAUACAACGGCCGAUAUCACAAAAUUUGGUAGUAUAAUUCAAUAUCUUAAUAAUCGAGAUCAAAUUAUACUGACAUCUGGAUGGGGAAUAGAUCCACCCAGAAUGAUUCAAGAAUGGAUAGAAGAACAUUAUAGUAAGAAAAGGCCAAUUUUAUAA